Messenger RNA from Lineus longissimus, 3106 nucleotides. Its product is annotated as DNA repair endonuclease XPF-like. Bases 87 to 2771 code for a protein of 894 amino acids. Gene Ontology annotation, cellular component: nucleotide-excision repair factor 1 complex. Gene Ontology annotation, biological process: double-strand break repair via homologous recombination; resolution of meiotic recombination intermediates; nucleotide-excision repair involved in interstrand cross-link repair. The record is from RefSeq and is a predicted model, not a curated record. Gene Ontology annotation, molecular function: single-stranded DNA endonuclease activity; damaged DNA binding; single-stranded DNA binding. The transcript is spliced from 17 exons. Lineage: Eukaryota; Metazoa; Nemertea; Pilidiophora; Heteronemertea; Lineidae.
UGGCGCUGGAGUAAAUAAGAAAAUUUUCACGAAAAUUUGAGUGAAAUUUAUUCACUAAAUUGCUAUUUAAGUUAAUCUUGUUCAGUAUGCUGCUUCAGUACGAGACACAGAUAUUUCUUGACUCUUUUCACGAAGAUGGACUCGCAAUAACUGCCAGUGGCCUGGGAAUAGACAGAAUAUUGCUGAAUUAUCUGAAGGUUUACAAUGAUCCUGGAAACCUAGUUUUGGUGCUGAAUACAACAUCUGUAGAAGAGGAAUAUUUCAUUGAGUGUCUGCUCAAAGAAGACCCACCUCCCAAGUCAAUGCCAAAGAUUAUCACCAAUGAGUAUUCAACAAAUGAAAGACAGUCCGUCUAUCUUGAAGGUGGAGUCCUGUUUGUCACUUCUCGCAUUCUAGUUGUUGAUAUGCUGACUGAUAGGCUUCCUACUGAGAUGGUGACUGGCAUCCUAGUGUACAAGGCUCAUAAAAUUAUCGAAUCCUGUCAAGAAGCCUUCAUCUUACGCCUCUUCCGUCAGAAGAACAAGCAAGGUUUCAUCAAGGCGUUGUCUGAUAGUCCACAGUCAUUCACCAUUGGUUUUUGUCAUGUGGAGCGAGUCAUGAAGAAUUUGUUUGUCAGAAAUCUGUACCUCUGGCCGAGAUUUCAAGCAGAUAUUGUUGCAUUCUUUGAUAGACAUAAGCCUGAGGUUAUUGAACUCCACCUCCAAAUGACCACAGCCAUGAUUGCCUGCCAGACUGCCAUCCUUGAUUUGAUCAAUCAGUGUAUCAAAGAGCUUGUCAAGUGUAACCCGACAAUUGACACUGAGGAGAUCACCACAGAAAAUGCCCUGACCAAAAAUUUCGAAAAAAUCAUCCGACACUAUUUGGAUCCAGUUUGGCAUCAGCUUGGUGCAAGAACAAAGCAGUUAGUUGCUGAUAUCAAGACUAUGCGGCUACUGCUGAGACACCUCAUCCAAUAUGACAGUGUGACAUUUUACAGUUUAGUUAAUUCCAUCCGGAAAAAUGAGAUGAACUUUGGUCAGAAUAGCGGCUGGUUAUUCAUGGAUUCAGCUGAUAGCUUGUACAUACAUGCUCGAGAAAGAAUCUAUGGCGUCCAGAAGAAAAUGAAAUCUUAUAAAGCUGGUGCUGAUGCAAAUGCCAAGGCUGCUGAGGAGAAGAAAGAACUAGUUCUGGAAGAGUGUCCAAAGUGGCAAGCCCUGAAAGAAGUUUUGAAAGAAAUCGAAGAUGAGAAUAAAAAUGCUGAUGAAGAACUUGGGCCUGGGAAAGUUCUUAUUGCUGCAGAGGAUGAUAGAACUUGCAGUCAAAUCAGACAGUAUUUGUGUGAAGGUGGCUUAGGUCUCCUGACACGCCUGUAUGAGAAACAACUCGCAGGUAAUGCAUUGAAACAGAAACCGGAGGAGAGGAAAAAGUAUCCGCUACGAAAAGGAAAGCGUCCGAAUGUCAAGAAACGGCAGAAGGCUGCGCCUGAUCCCGAAGAGGUCACACUUACGCAGAUGUACAAGAACCAAUCAGAUGAGGAGGAGAUUACAAGUGAGGAGGAUCAUCCCAAAGAAGACUUUGCCGGCAUGUCCAAGGAUGGCUACUAUCAUGUGAUUCCCUCACCCGUCACCAUCAUCCAUCCACUUCAUGGUUGUACCGAUCCCUAUAAUCUGUCCAGAACACUGCACGAAAUUCAGCCUCGUUAUGUUAUACUCUACGAUGCUGAUAUGAUCUUCGUGAGGCAGUUGGAGGUUUUCAAAGCCAGUCGGCCGGAUUUACCUCUUCGGGUGUACUUUCUGAUGUACACAGGGUCCACAGAAGAACAGAGGUACCUCACUUCUUUGAGGAAAGAAAAGGAAGCGUUUGAAUACCUCAUCAAAGAGAAAGCGACAAUGGUGAUCCCAGAAGAAAGAGAAGGCAAACAAGAAGAUGAUCAGUCUUUAGCAAGGGAUGCUACACCGGCUAACGAGACAGUGGGCCAGACACAGAAGACCAGGAAAGGUGGCAAAGAAACCGAGGAGGUGCAACAAAGAGUCAUAGUUGACAUGAGGGAAUUCAGAAGUGAGCUCCCAUCCUUGAUUCACAGAAGAGGAAUUGACAUUGAACCUGUCACCAUCGAGGUUGGCGAUUACAUCUUGACCCCAGACAUCUGUGUGGAGAGGAAGAGCGUGAGCGAUUUGAUUGGUUCACUCAAUAAUGGACGAUUGUACAAUCAGUGUGUCUCAAUGACUCGUUACUAUCGGCGACCAAUCUUGUUGAUAGAAUUCGACCAAAACAAAGCCUUUUCACUUUUGGGAAAGUAUGGGCUUUCUAAUGACAUGUCAUUGAAUGACGUCCUCUCCAAACUGACCCUGUUGACUCUUCACUUCCCUCGCCUCCGCAUCCUGUGGUGUGCUAGCCCUUACGCCACGGCAGAGCUGUUUGAGGAGAUCAAGGCUGGAAGGGAACAACCAGAUGCAGCAGCUGCAAUGAAGGUCCAAGAGGAGAUGGCAGGGGAGUCGGAAUUUAGUGAUAAAUACAGUCAUGGCCCGCAGGACAUGUUACUCAAGAUGCCUGGUGUGAACACAAAGAACUACAGAGACAUCAUGAACAAAGUCGAAAACAUCCAAGAGCUGUGCACAACAUCGCAGGAGGAGCUUGCCAAGAUUCUCGGAAAUGCUGGAAAUGCUAAGUUACUGUGGGAGUUCCUUCACAAAGAACAGGACAAUGUUGAGGUAGCUACGGGUACUGUUGCCAAUAAAACGGGUCCAAGCAAACAUGCUGGGAGAGGAAGGGGUAGAAAGAGGAAAAGAUGAGGAGAUGGGCAGGAAAUUGUUAUGCUGCAGUUCGAAUAUAAGCUCACGUGUUUUGUGAGUUUGAACAUUAGCAGUUCAAGCAUACCCAGUUUGGGAGUUUCUGUCGAGGUGCAAGUAAAGAACAGCUAUUAUCCUGCCAUUAUUGGGUAAGGCCUUGUAAAGUGGCUCAUUGAAAUCGGUGGUAUGAUGACAGGCUUUGCACUGGAUGUGAAGACUCAAUAUUUCACCGAGAAGUAAUAUAAUGGUGCUCUGUAUUUUCAUGAAUGCUCCCGUAUAGGAAAUGAUGUGACGUUCAAUGAAUUACAAUUUUUCAGUAAAUAAACCUAAUGUAUACA